CAAUUGAAACUUCGAAUUUGUGUACCACACCGCAAAAACCCAUGGAGGUGGGGUUUAUAUCCACGGACUCCAAAGCGGCCUAGCAAGUGGCCACUGCAACUUCUUUCCGACGGUUCCCAUGUUUUCCCCUGUAAAACAAUUCAAGAGCUUAAGCCCUCGCCUGCAGUUCGCGGCCUACCAGCUUAGGUACGCCAGAACCGAUGCCGGUCCAAAUAGACGCCGCUCCAAGUCGCCAGCCUUUACAGCGAAAAAGACCGACCAGAAGUCUGAGUGGUGGAUAGUGGACGGCGAGAUGCACGAGAUCGGAGAUCACGUGCCUCCACGCGAGCGCUUUGUUAUUCCCAGAGACAACGUCCCCAACAGGCGCCGUAAGCAGCUCAGAGAGCAGUUUAUGCGCCGUACUCGCCUCGUUCUCAAGGAAUCGGAGCAUGAGCCUUGGUGCAAACGAUAUAUGGAACUAUAUGAGGAACUCCGAGAAAAUUGGGAAAGGCUGUACUGGGAUGAGGGCUACUCUAAAAAAAUUGCCCAAGAUCAUGCCAACUACGAAUCUGCUGAGGAUGAUGAUAAAGAUUUUAAUCCAUAUAGGAGCAAGCGAUUUGAGGAAAUGAAGGAUCAAGGUUUUGGGAGAAAUAAGCAAGGUGAUACAUGGGAAAAGGUCAAUCAAAUUCGGGACAAAUUUGAAUAUGAUAGAGAGAAAAGAAUGGCAGAGAAAGCAUUUGCUCCAAUGAAUAGGGGAAUACCUUCUGAGUUACCUAAUCCAAAUUUCCGGAACCAGCCUUUUGACACCCAAAGAUAUUUCGCUGAUGAGAGGGACUGAAUGAUUAUGCAAAGGGGUAUUGCCCUUGAACUUUAAUGCCAAAGUCACAAUGGAGAUAUGCUGGAGGAGCAAGUCUUUUGGCUCUUGAAAAUUGUGGCUAUCCACUGAUUGAUGGUUGUUUCACGAAACCAGAGCAAAAGGUUAUCUGAUAAUGCAAGGAUUAUGCAACAUUUUUAACCUAGUCAAAUGAAAUUGCUCUAAGAUAUUUUUUUCCUUGGUGCUUAAAAGGCUUGUAAGAUAUAAUUUCUUAUAAUCAUUACUUGUGAUAAAGUGAAAGCAUGAAGCAUAGUUUGGUCCCUCCUUUAAGUUGUAAGACACUAAUACAGAAAAUGUUUAUCCUCUAGUUUGAUAUUUUCA
Hevea brasiliensis (rubber tree) is the source of this 1174-nucleotide messenger RNA. RefSeq lists its product as uncharacterized. The coding region runs from base 119 to 817 and encodes 232 amino acids. Lineage: Eukaryota; Viridiplantae; Streptophyta; Magnoliopsida; Malpighiales; Euphorbiaceae. The transcript has 5 exons. The record is from RefSeq and is a predicted model, not a curated record.